GUAUACAUGCACAGUCUACAAGGCAUCAUAUUUCCUCACCGGCCAUCGAAUAUCGCCAAAAAGCGGAUACUCUGCCCUUCGAUCUUUUCAGUAGAAUCCACUCUACCACCGCUGCCGAGUGCCCUCAAGAAUGAUGCGCAUGCCUCGUAGGAACAACAGUCUGGAGGCCCGAUCUCUGAUCUCUCUGAUCACGAACGCAGCCCCAGCUCCGCCGCCACCACGGGGCAAGCUAUCAUCAAACCGGUUUCUUUCACUUCACCGGGGCGGAAAUGGCCGCCAUCCUCUCCCUCUCUACACCGCCCACUCCCACUCCCCGACUCCUCCGCCUGCCCGCUUCUCCCUUCAAGGGCAACUUAAGGAGUCUCAGACCCCCCAGCUCUUCGCCCUUCCCAUUCCUAUCAGCACCCAGGUCUCGCCUCGUCGGAAGGAAAGCAGAGAGGCCCUCCUCCUCGACGCCUGCAGCUCCUCCCGAGCGCCUGCUCUUGCUCCUCCCGAGCGCUCCCGGCUCAACAACCUGCAACCCCCCGCGCCCCCCCCCCCAGCCCGGAUCGAGGAAGAGGAACAAGCGGAAGGCGCGGGGAAUCGCGGCCGGCCAGGGGAACAGCUGCGGGUUUGGUAUGAGGGGCCAGAAGUCGAGGUCCGGGCCCGGCGUCCGUAAGGGCUUCGAGGGUGGACAGAUGCCCCUCUACCGUCGAAUCCCCAAGCUCCGUGGAAUUGCUGGAGAUGUAUACACAUAUCAAGAUUUUUCUGAAAAUGAAAUUAUGGGCAUCAGGUUUUAAGGCAAUUACAGCAAUCAAUCAAUACUCUACAGCCAAGUACUCGCUUAGGAGGGUCUUCUGCUCAUGUGGGAUCCCCUCAUAGUGACUUCCCUUCAAGUUCUAUGCAAGAAAGUUGGAGGAACCACAGUUUCACCAACAGAAUAAUUCAAGACAGUGAUCCAUUAAAACAGAGGUUCGAAUAGGAUCAAAUUGAAUAUAACUUGAUGCUAAGAAAGUGCAUGAUAGUUUUGUAACACCUUUCAAUCCAAAGUAAGUACCACAGCAAAAUGCAACCUGCCAAACAGGAAGUAGUCUUUCACUUGAUGCGAUCUUUGUGCUCCAGAAUUUGCCCUAGCUUACUGCUGGCGUCUUCCUGUUCCCUGCUUUUUGGUGCAGAGUAUAGUGCUUAACAUGCCAUCAUUCUAUUUCUACCUUACCAGCCAGGCACAUAAAGGGCUACAACGAUCUGGUGUAAACAACAAUUUUUUAGAACCUAGGUAGAUCUGGAACCUAAUCUGAUUUAGUUAAAUGCUUCUAAUUAUACAGAAGAUAAUAUUUGAAAUCCUGCGGUUUUCUUUUUUCAUAUAUUGUUAUUUCUCAUGAUGUUAUUUAGAACCAGAAGCUAGAAAAAAGAAUAUUGCCACUCUUUUUUGACAUGUUACUCUUCUAAUGUUGUGGCACAAUAGAGUAUUGCCUCAUUAAUUAAGAGGCUAUGCAACAAUAUAAUCUAAAGCAGCUUGAAAGUACUUAGGAAAUCAACCAAUCUAGGCCAUCACCAGCAAGGCAUAAAUUGUGCCAACAACAAGAUAAUGCUUACAUGUCAGCAUAAUGAUUCUGAAAUAAAAGUCCCUACUUCCUCUAUGAUGCGCGCCACACUUGCUUGAAGGUGAUGUAGAAAUUUUCCCAUCGAGAACUUGGAAACCCCAACUAUGAAUAAUAUUUGAUGAGUUUCUUUGUAUCCCUCAUGGCCGCUGCCAGAUUAUAAUGAAAAAUGCAGCCUUAUCGCCUCCAUAGUUUGUUUUCUUCUUCUUCUCUUUUCUUUUGUGGAACCUAAUAUGCAAUUCCAUAACUUCCUCUCAUGGCGACUACCCAACUGUAAUUUUAAAUUUUUCUUAAUGCGAAAAUACGCAAUUUCGUUUCCUCUCUUGUUUAUUUAGACAUAUAUUUCUUAAAGAACUUCUUAUACAAAGAAAUUUCAAAAUUAUGCUCUUUGUUUGUAAAUGUACUUUUAAGCGUGCUCUUGUUUCUUCAAUUUCUGUUCUUUUGCUGCAGUGCUUUCUUAUCAUAUUUCUCUCAAUAUAUAAUUAAAUCCCAAUGAGGUUAUGUAUUAACCGAUUAUGGUAGAAGGCCACAAGAAUCGUACAAGCAGUUAUCUAGCAUUUAAGGCAUAUUUAACACUUGCUUAGGUUGUUUUCUAAUUACCGGAUUACCCGAACACAGUAGUGAAGGUGUACUCAUAUAACUACAUGGAUUGCAUUUUCAGACUCUCCAUUUUCAAUAUUACUAAAUUCAAAUGAGGUUACGUAUUAAUCAGAGUAGAAGGCAAGAAGAAUCAUACAAGCUGUUAUAUUAGAUUUCCCACUUGCUCAGCUUGUUUUCUAAUUACUGGAUUACUUGAACACAGUAGUGAAAGUGUACUCAUGUAAUUACUACGGAUUGCAUUUUCGGACUCUUCAUUUUUAUUUUAUUAUCACUGCCUACUCAAGUUUCUUGCAACUAGAUACAGUGCAAGAGCCUUGAGUCUUUAAUCUGGAAAAAAAAAGAGAAAAAACCAACAAAAGUAUCACCAGAAUGGACUCUUUAAUAUACUAGUUUCGAUAAUGUCAGAUGAUUCACAUGCCGGCAAGACAUUAAACUCCAGAAUAAUAUCUUGUUUGCUUCCAUGUAUAUAAAUAAGCAAAACACCAAGUCAUCAAACGAAUGCAUUGCACACUUCAUGUGGUAUGAUCUCCAUCAUCAAUUUACCAGGUCCCUGAAAAGAAUGACUCAAGAAGCAAAAUUUAAUACUAAUUAGACAGUCCCGAAAUUCUCUCCUCUCAUCAUAUAUCUUAUCAUUGUGUAAAUACAAGAUAAUUUUAGAAAGGAAAACACAAGUCACCAUCUUGAUUUAUUAGAACUCAAAUUCCUUCUAUUAUUUCUAGAUCAAAGGCAUCUUUACAAUGACGACAUGAAAAUGGCACCAACCGUGCGUACUAGCAAAAAAACUAGGCACAGUCAGCCGCAUCUGAUUAAGGUUUGGUUCCAUAAAUAAGCCCACCUAUUUCACGGCAGUAAAAACAAUAAAAACAGCAAAUCUGGAGCGAGAGAAUAAAAA
Molecule: messenger RNA, 3072 nt
Organism: Phoenix dactylifera (date palm)
Lineage: Eukaryota; Viridiplantae; Streptophyta; Magnoliopsida; Arecales; Arecaceae
Source: RefSeq, a predicted model, not a curated record